AAGAAGGAGUAGGGUGUGUGCAUAAGGGUAGUUGGGGAGAGCAUCGAGUAAACUGAACUGGUUUCGAUCAGGCACAGGUGGUGCUCGCUAUCUGCACUUUCCUCAUCUGCCGAUGAUAGGAUUUAUCAAAUGGAAAUACCAUCACUUUCUUGCUGAACACAACACCAUGAUUUAUUUCUGAGAUCCAAACAAUCUGUAGACGAUCUUCCCCAGCCACCUACCCUUCAUGUCCAUGUAAGCUGCAAGAUGACCAGUUAGGAUGACCAGUGACUCUGUUUAUGUUUCAUCAAGAAUAGGAUUAAACAAUGAGUGACCAGGAAAGGCCUCGUAGCAGGUCUUCUUCUCGCUCACCAAGACAGGAUUCUUGGUAUAUGCUGGUUCAGGAAGAGGUCCUUGUUUCAUCUCCAACACCAUCUCCAAGACGAUCUCUUGCUAGCAGUGGAAGUCGUUCCUCAUCUAAGGCCAGUAGCGUGUCUUCCACUCCCAAACCACUCCAGACUACCUCAUCUACAGCUGCAGCUGAACAAAGCCCUGCAUCUCUGCUUCAAAGCACUACCCUAUCACAGCACCCCCUGGAAGAGGAACAAGCUGCCCUCACCCAGUAUCCUCUGGAGGAAAGUCUUGAUGAGAAGCAGCAUCCUUCAGGCAGUCAUCAAAGCAAGCAAGAAGAUGCCCAUAUAGAUAUAAUUUCACCUUUGGGUGGUAUGCAGGAUAGCAGUGAAGAUACCCAAGAGCACUUAGCCGUACCCCUUCUUGAUCUAGAUGCCAGCACUGACUCGAAGGAUGGAGAUCAGUUCAGGGGGUUGGCAAAAGGAACCUUUCCUUUUGUUGAAGAGGAUGAGAGUGCAGCAAUGAGCAGUGACACAGACAUCCCGAUACCUCUGUCUGACAAUGAAGAUAAUGAAAGUGGCUUUCCUGGAGAUGCUGAAGAUUUUGGAAUGUCCAAGGACGCUGUGCAGGAAGCCAUUGCGGAAGUGUCUGCAGACUUUGUAAGUGGUGUAUUGUCCAUGUCAGUUUCACAGCAUAGCGUGGAUGGUACUAAAGUAGAAGACAAAAUGAACAUAGAAGACAAUACUGGUACUGGCGAUGUUCAUUCAAUGGUCAUAGAGGACGUUCACAGCUCUGCAGCUACUACGCCAUGGCAAUCUGAAGGGGCAAUGGAAAGACCAACCCCAUCCCCUUUUAAUCAGGAAAUCAAUGACAUUGAUUCUGAUCAAAUUCAUAGAGAACAAAUAUCUCAACAGAGUCAUGUAUCUAGUAUUAGCAGCUCUGUUUCAAACCGGACUAAAUCAUCAGUGAAUGAUAGUGUAAGGAGUGAAAUAAGUGCAAGAAAUGCUUCACCCACUGUUCAACUGAAGCCUUCAGCAGAGGACAUGACUAGAGGGUCACCCAGUAAGUUGCCCCUAGAUCUUGACAGUUUACAACCAUUGGAUAUUGGAGAACACAUGGCCUCUGGAGCUGAAGUUGUAAUACUCAGAGGUUCAGAGAAUGAGUAUCAUCAUGGAAAAGAGAAGCUGACAGAAGAAUCUCAAAGACAACAAAUUAUUUCAAAAAGUCACUCGGUAGAACCGAGGUCAAUGACAGAGGAUAGAAAUCAAGUGAAUACUGAUUCACCAGUUCAAAAUCAAAGGGUUACUCUUCAUCCUGAUUCAAGAGGAUCACUUCCAUCACAGUAUCUAUCACCUAGUGAAGGAAAUGUGUCGAAAGAUGCGCAGUCGUACAUUCACUAUCCAAGAGAAUUGCGAGGCUCACCUCACAAUAUCGGGUUUUCCAGUGAUAAUGAUAGUAAUUCUGCAGAUGUACCACAAGGUGGUACUAGUAAUGCAAGGGAGAAUGAUAUGAGUCUAUCUAGGAGGGAUCAAGGAAGUGAAAGGGAUCUCUUAGCUAAAAGAGUGGCACUGCUUUUGCAGGUCAACAGUGAUAUGGAUGUGGGUGUAGAUGGUACUCAAGCUAAUCUACAUGGUGGCUCUUUAUCAGGGAGUGGAUCAUCUUCACAUACUGGCAGCCCUGACAGCAUUGAAGAGGCCACUCUACCACUUGGAAUUCUUUCCAAGGAUGCCCAUGGCUCACCUUCUUCCUACAGGAGAGGAGAUGGACAGUCUCUACCACCUCCAUCAAGAUCAGAGUCCAGUGGAAGCUCUAAUGCUGACUCCCUAGCAGAGCAUGUCAAGCGGCUACUCCAAGAAUCUGAGAGUAUGCGCAAACUUCAUACAGCAGGGAUUUCUCCACAACAGUUGCUUAACAUCCAAGCAGAGAUAGGGAAAAGAUCUCCUACAUUAUCAGAUGCAAGCACAUCAAGUUCUGUGAGGGAUAUUGUUAACAGGGUUGUCAGACAUUCAAGAACAGGAAGUGAGAGCGAUGAUAGUAUGGUUAGACCUCAAGAAACCUACAUGUCUCCCUCACAUCCUAUGCCAGGUGGUUACAACGUCCCGUUGGGGUCAAGCAACGCAUAUCAGGAAAGCACCAAGGUUACAUUCCAGGAUACAUUCCAGGCUAAUCGUUCCCAGAAUGCUGCUGGGUCAGGCAAUACAAGCCAGUCUUCAACAAGUACUCUGACCAACGAUUCCCUGUCACAGAGAGUGCAGCAACUGCUUAGUCAUGUUGAUGAUGCAUUUACCCACCAACCUGAAAUUGCACGGGAAAGUUUGUCAAGAGAGGAUUUACUAGCUCUGGUGCAAAUUGCUGAGUUAGAGAAGAAACUUAGUGAGUCAAGAUCUAACUCACAGAUGCAUGGAUCUCCUCGGUCAUCCCAAAACUCCAGAGUGUCAUCCACCAGAGAUACUGUUAGUAGGUCCACAUCUGCUAAGGACAACUCUGUUGCAAGUGCUGAUUCCCUAGCUUUAAGGGUUCAAGCAAUCCUUGGGAGGGAGCCUCCUGGGGAGAGAGUUGAUCGUAUCAUUUCAGAAGCUCUUCACGCAGAAGAUCCAUUGGUCUAUGAGAGAAACCUAUCCAAUGCAUCUAUUGAUAGCAAAUACUCUAGUGCGAACUCUCAAAAAAUAUCAUCAUCAAAAGAGUUCGAGGACCCUUUAACUGCAGAUGCCGCUCAGCGACCAUUUGGUGCAUUUGAUAGAGCAAGGGAUAUGUUGACUCUUCACUUGCAACGCUUGGAAGAAAAGACUUUUGACCAUAGUGUUGAUACUAGAACUCCAUUUAGACAAGACAGAAACGCCAAUAUGAUCGUGAAUAGAGCUGAAUUUGAUACCCUGACACAGAAUCCAUCACAACAGCUAUCUGAACUUGACUUUCAGACCCCAUCCUCUGGGUCUCUCAACAAACCAGUAUCGACAGACCAAGUGUUGUAUGGACUCUUACCCGAACAGAUCCCUUCACACUUACAAAUGCCCCAUGACCAAACUGCAGAUGAGUUCCAUGUUCUCCAGUCUGUAGAUUCACCAGCAAGGCCAAAGUCCUGGCAAGGGGAUCCCCGGCAGCUUUACCCGCAAUACCAGUCCAGUGGGAGAUACCCAUCUGAGAAUGACAAUAUACCGCCAGGUCAAGACAGUCAGGUCAUGGAUGACAGCUUAUUUGCGAUGCAGAGGUCAAAUUCUUCACCAGAUAUGAAGAUGGACAAGAAGUCAUUCCCUGGAGUGAAGGUGGCAUCUUCAUCAUCGUCUCAUCAAAGAUCAGGAUCGUGGGGAAGAACAGACCAAUUCCAAGACGUUCAUCAUCACACCUCUCGAGUACCUGGCAGUAAACUUCCUGUUAGGUCACAUGGUGAGACAAAGCAAGGAAAAAACUUUCCUCGAGAAAGGCAACAAGAAUACAACAGUCCUCCAUCUUCCUAUACCCUUCAACAUCUUCCCUCACAGAAGCAGCACCAACAAGUUCAUCCAGAUUACAGUACCAAUAGCUGGCCCAGAUCACUCUCAAAAUCAAGGUCUAGUAGUAGUCCCAGACAAGAGUCAAGUCCAAGAACAGAGCAAAGACAAAGUUUUGGUCAAGAUUCUUCAGCUACUGAAGGUUUCCUGAAGCCAUACAGACCCCCAGGAAGUUCUGAUGUGAUUUAUACAUACCCUGUUGAUGGACAGACUGUUCAAGAUGGAUCUCCAUCUAGAAGUGUAUCAACUCUUGAGAGCUCUCAUGCUGGAUCUAAUGAUGCAAAUGCACCAAACUUCCCCAUUGAGGCAUAUGGCAGCAGGCCUAGUCGAGAUUCACCACAUUCUUCCAAGAUACCAAGGUACGACCGAGGGCAAACUUCACCAGUAAAGAGUCCACUUGAGAGAAGUCGAGGACAGACCCUCUAUGUUGAUGAACAGAAAGGUGGCAGGAGCUAUAGGAGGUCAUUGAGCGAUAGCAGUAGACAGGAAAAGGUGCAGGAGAAGGAGAAGGUAGGACGACAGGUAUCAUUAAGUCCUCAACACAGACCAGGGAGAUCAAGAACUUCUGGAAUGAAGCGAGAGCAUUCAAGGUCCCCUCCAGAAUCAGUACACUUUGGACAGUUGCCUAAUAACCAGCAACAGGUGUUUGAUGUAGGUGAAGGUGGGGUCCAGCCAAGGGAUCGGCCAAUUACAGGACAUCCUGUCGGAGACAGAGCAGCCUUAGAGCAUGGAGGAAUCGGGGGACAGGAAGUGAGGGAACGAUUUGGAUACAGAGCUCAGCCCCGACCACUUAGCUGGGAUCCAUCAAGGCAGACUCAACCUUUGGACUAUGGAAGGACGUACCCCCAGGACACCCAGUAUAGACAACAGUAUGGGAUUCCUGGUGGCAUGGCACAUGUCCCUCCUGCCUUGACUACUGAUGCAACCUCGCCAUCAAAGAUUCCAAGAUUCAGAUCUGGUUCAGAGCAGCCGCCCCUGAGGUACAUGCCAGUAGGUGCAGAGAGGACAGAUAGAAGAAGGCCAGAGUAUACUGCUUCUAGGCAGUAUGCGGAGUAUGGGCACCAGGGAGUUCCUCAACUUCCUGGAACCUACAGCAAACAAGUCCUUGAAGACAUCCUGCAGGAUGAAUCAGAUCCCCUUUACCGUGAGGCAUCUUUAAUGUGGGAUCAAUACCAGCGCCUACAGCAGCAGAAGGAGGCAAGGAGAGAGGCUAGGAGAGAGGUCAAAGGUCAAGACGAGUCUGAUGUUUCCAGUCUGGACUCCAGGAGGGUCAACAGGCUUGCACACCUAGUCCAAGACCCAGUCCAGCAUACUGUACAACAGUUUGUACCAGAUGAGACAGACAGUCGUGACAGCAGUAGCACUACCCUGACAGACUCUACUACACCUAGGCAGAGAAGAAAGUGGGUGAGAGACCAACAAGGCUUCACACCAAGAGAACAAUCUCCAGAAAGGACAACCAGAAAUGAAGAGGGUCGUCGUAGAGUAUCACCAGAAGAAAUUGCAGCCAUAGUUCAACCAUCACCCACAAAGGAGUCUAGAAUACCAAGGUCAACUGCUCGACAAAAUGGUCAGCAGCAAAAGAAAAAAGAUGAGAGGCGUACUUCCAAACGCUCUCCUGAACAAGACCAGACAGAAUCAACACUUGACGAUAACAUCACGCAGGAAGCAUUGUCCAGUGUACUAACAACAACCGAAGAGUCACUACUGACUGAUAUGAGUCUUGAGUCUGAUAGAUUACUUGAACUCCUUGGACCAGACGGAAUCCGAAAGUUGAGUUCCAAGCUGGUUAAGUUACAACGGAAGAUUGACAGGCAGCGUGAACACCACAGGAAACGUACAGAAGAGCAAAACAGAGACAAACAAGCUACAAAGAAGAAAGAACAUAGGCAUGAUGUUCCUGUUUCCAGUACACCAGCUGUUGAUGAUCUGUCUUCAACAGCAACGUCCGGUGCCAUGGAGGAGGUGUCUGAUACUGCUGGUGCACACCUACGUGUUGGGAAGCAAGCAUCUCUUGAGCCAGCUCUGAGUCCAGUCCAGGAAGCAUCUUUAAGAUCAACUGAAGGCUCUGCCUAUGAUACUGCUGAGAGUACUCCACCGGAGGCUUUCGUACCAGACAGGAAAAUCACUAGGCAAGGAAGGGUUGGAGAAAAUGGACAAACAGCAAAGAGGAGGAAAGACUUUGCGCAUCAUGAUGACUUUGGAGUGACUUACACUACAGAUUCAUUCAGUGAUGCCGGCUCUGAUGCCAGUGUCCCUUGCGCCUGUAAGCCACAGCGUUCCCAUUCCAUACAUGGGUUUACCAGCAGAGCAAGGGAACAUGCCUCAGACAAAAUCAGCAAAGAAACUAAACCAGACACUGAAAGAGAUGAAGUAUUCAAACAACCUUCCAAAGGCCUGUCAAGAAUCCCUGUCAGGGACUCUGACCCGACUUCUCGGGCGGGGUCCUCUAAUGCCGGACCGGCGCAUGAUAAGCCACAGAAGAUGAAACCGGGUACAGCAUUUGUGAUUGACGUCGGGCGAGGUGACAAGAAGACUGGAAAGGAUACUGUGUUGACAGGGAAGCAGAAUUUCGAUAAUAAAGUAAUGGAAGAGGAGGAUGAGGAGAGGAGAAGGAGAAGGAAUGAGAAAAAAGCUGCCAAUCUGAUACCAGCAAAGGAGAAUGAAGCUCCUUCAAGAAUUCCAAAGAAGAUUGUACAACCUGUCGCGUGGUUCCAACCGUUGGCUAAGAAGAUGCCAUGGCAACAGGACACACCCUCCAAGGCCAAGCCUCAACCAAUGAGCAUUCCUGUCAAAGAUGAAGAGACAGCACCCAAGCCCGGUGACAAAUCUUCUCUACAGGAGGCGUUUGAGAGACAUCGUAGUGACUUUAUAUCCAAGUCUCGAGAAAGGCAACGAAAGAUGAGGCUUGCAGCAGAGGAGCGCCAUACACAGGCGCAGUUUGAACUGGAGAGGGCACAAAUCUUCCAUGAUCAACGAACCAAGAAACCAAACCCAAAUGCACAUCCUUUUAGUGAUCAACUACACAAACCAAAGCGGAGAGCAAUAACAAAGAAACAAAUGAGAGAACAGACAGAGAAGUUGUAUAAUCGUCUGCCUGAAGUGAAACAAAAGGAGAAGGAAAAGAAGAAAGUUCAAGAUUCUAAUCUCAAUAGGAUCAGAGCUCAAAUGUAUCGCAAGAAACUUAGUGAUAAAGUGAAGGGAAAACCUUUUACUGGGAGCUGAUCCUUUGACGGAAGACGUUAGAAGAUUGGACACAAUAUAGAGGAAGUAGAAAAUACCUAGAAUAGAAUAUUCAGUGCUUGUCUUUGUAUAGAUGCAGAAAAAAGGCAAAUAGUUAUGUCAGAUUGCAAGAGUAUUUAGAGAUAUGCACACACAUUGAGAAAAAGUAUACAAUAUUCUUUGAACCUCGUUACUCCAAAAUGUUACUUGAGAUAUUCAUCAAUGAAUCAUUUCACAAGAGCCAACCAGAGAUACCCAUUUUUGGACCUGUGUUUGAAUACUCUAAUAAUUUUUAGGUGUAAAUGUUGAAAGUUUACAACUCUUUGUCUCAUCAAUGACUUUCGCACAAAACAGGUUAACUGUUUUAUUGUACUCUAAGUAGGAUGAUGUGCCAAGAGGGUUGGAGAAUGCUACAGAUUUAGAGCCUAAUUUGCAAUUUGCAUCUCAGAGUUUAUGGUUAUGUGUUAAUCUUUGUGAUUAUUUCUUUAGGUCAUUUUAAACUGAGGCUAAAUACAAACUAGCCAUCACAAGAUAUGGUAUGAUGAGCAUGGUUCCAAAGGUUUCUAUAUCCAAUACUUAGACAAAAUAUAUUUAAUUACAACAUUUUUGUUACAGGCAUCUAUGAAAAAAAGGGAUAUUAGAAACUAAAUCUUUUAAUGUUCAGUCUUGAAAAGGGGUUGAAUUUUUUUGUUCAAAAACGGGUACUAGCCACCUAAUUAAUGUUAUGAUAUCAAUAUCUCUUUCUUAUCCAAAUUAGAUAUAGUACCUCUUACAACUAAAUACAACAUUUCUUUAAUACAUUCCUCAGAAAUCAGAGGACCAAGAAAAACCAAAGAAGAUAAAUGUGUUUCCAAUUGUUGUCCCCCACUGAGAUUGGUUGUUGAACACCGACUAAUGAAGUGCCAAAAUGUUUGUGCUUACUGUUCAAUGAAAGGUUUCCUCAUUUGUUUCUUCAAUUUUAUGAUGUCCUUCCACUUUUUGGAUGGUUGGGAUGACAUCAGAAAAGCUCAAGUGUGAAUGCAGGG
Messenger RNA from Lytechinus variegatus (green sea urchin), 8065 nucleotides. RefSeq lists its product as uncharacterized. Gene Ontology annotation, biological process: regulation of centriole replication. The coding region runs from base 306 to 7043 and encodes 2245 amino acids. The record is from RefSeq and is a predicted model, not a curated record. NCBI's taxonomy places the organism in Eukaryota, Metazoa, Echinodermata, Echinoidea, Temnopleuroida, Toxopneustidae. The transcript is spliced from 12 exons. Gene Ontology annotation, cellular component: centriole; cytosol; centrosome.